AUGGAUGGUAUUGGACAAUGUGGAGGGUCAGCAGGUUCCAAAAACGGAGGCACCGAACAGCACGGCAAGCGUGCCCUUCCCUUCCGAGGGUUCAGUCUGGCCCGGGUCUCCCUCAAAGGGAACGGCGGGGACACUAACAGAAUGCGGAAAUCUGUUGGGAGUACCCACCUGGAUGGCUUCCCCCUCAUCGGACCAGGAGCCCCCACCCCCGGGGGCUGUGGGACCGGUGAGCUGAAGACCGCCGGGGCCUGUGAUAGCAAUGUGGACGGCACCCCGGACACAGCCCCGAGCGCAGAGGACUACAGCAGCGCUUAUGAGCAAACAUUCAUCCAGGCCCACUUUAGCAACAUGCUGCAGCCCGGCGUCAACAAGUUCUCCCUCCGCAUGUUCGGCAGCCACAAGGGCGUGGCCAUGGAGCAACAAAGGGUGAAAUCCAUGGGAGUGUGGAUCAUCCACCCGUACAGUGAUUUCAGAUUCUACUGGGACUUGCUGAUGCUCUGCCUGAUGAUGGGGAACCUCAUCAUCCUGCCAGUGGGCAUCACUUUUUUUGAGAAUGCGAACUCCCUCGCCUGGAUCAUCUUCAACGUGGUGUCCGACACCCUCUUCCUUGCGGACCUGGUGUUCAACUUCCGCACAGGUAUCCUGAAGGAAGACAAUUCCGAGAUCAUCCUGGACCCGUUGAUCAUCCGCCGGCAGUACCUGAGGGGCUGGUUCGUGGUGGACUUCAUCUCGUCCAUCCCGGUGGACUACAUCUUCCUGGUGGUGGACCUGGAGGUGCUGAUGGACUCGGAGCUGUACCGCACAGCUCGAGCCCUGCGCAUCGUCCGCUUCACCAAGAUCCUCAGCCUCCUGCGGCUGCUGCGUCUCUCCCGCCUCAUUCGCUACAUCCACCAAUGGGAGGAGAUCUUCCACAUGACCUAUGACCUGGCCAGUGCGGUGGUGCGCAUCGUCAACCUGAUUGGCAUGAUGCUGCUGCUGUGCCACUGGGACGGCUGCCUGCAGUUCCUGGUGCCCAUGCUGCAGGACUUCCCAGAAGACUGCUGGGUGGCCAAAAACCAUAUGGUGAAUAUUACAUGGAGCGUGCAGUACUCCUACGCCCUGUUCAAGGCCAUGAGCCACAUGCUGUGCAUCGGGUACGGUGCUCAGGCCCCACAGUCCAUGACAGACGUGUGGCUUACGAUGCUCAGCAUGAUCGUGGGUGCCACGUGCUACGCCAUGUUCCUUGGCCACGCCACCACCCUCGUCCAAUCCCUCGACUCCUCCCGUCGACAGUACCACGAAAAGUAUAAGCAGGUGGAGGAGUACAUGUCAUUCCACAAGCUACCUUCAGAUAUGCGUCAGAAGAUACACGAGUACUACGAGCACCGCUACCAGGGCAAGAUGUUUGAUGAGGAGAACAUUCUGGGGGAGCUGAGCGAACCACUAAAGGAGGAGAUUGUGAGCUUCAACUGCCGAAGCCUAGUGGACAACAUGCCGCUCUUCGCCAACGCUGAUCCCAACUUUGUCCUUGCGGUGCUGACGAAGCUGCGCUUCGAGGUCUUCCAGCCGGGGGACCUCAUCAUCCGCGAGGGAACGGUGGGAUACAAGAUGUUUUUCAUCCAACACGGCUGCGUGAGCGUCAUCACCCACAGCAAUAAGGAGACCAAGCUCAGCGACGGUUCCUACUUUGGGGAGAUAUGCCUGCUGACAAAAGGACGUCGUACGGCCAGUGUGCGCGCUGACACCUACUGCCGCCUCUACUCCCUCUCGGUGGACAGCUUCAAUGAGGUUCUGGAGGAGCACCCAAUAAUGAGACAGGCUUUUGAGACCGUGGCUGUGGAGCGCCUGGAUCGUAUUGGAAAGAGGAACUCUAUCUUGCUACGGCGGCCUUCACAGAGGGCAGCAGUGGCAGGGGUCAGGAUGGUGAAUAAUGAUGCAGGUGGAGGCACUAAGGGUGGAGGAACAAGGGAUGCAGGAGCGUUGGUCUCCUUGGACAGUGUCCUUGUGCAGAAGAUCGCCAAACAGGGCAGCAAUAUACCCAGGUCCAUGGGCAAUGGCCACCCCUGCCCCCAGAUGCCAGCAGUGCAGGGUCUGUCCAGCAGAGGGCAGCAGAGCCAUUGUUGCCCCAUGGAAGCAAGCAUUCUCAGGGACCUUCAGUUCUGGGUGGGCUGA
Conger conger (European conger) is the source of this 2151-nucleotide messenger RNA. RefSeq names its product potassium/sodium hyperpolarization-activated cyclic nucleotide-gated channel 1-like. NCBI's taxonomy places the organism in Eukaryota, Metazoa, Chordata, Actinopteri, Anguilliformes, Congridae. The record is from RefSeq and is a predicted model, not a curated record. Gene Ontology annotation, cellular component: membrane. Gene Ontology annotation, biological process: potassium ion transport; transmembrane transport. Gene Ontology annotation, molecular function: voltage-gated potassium channel activity. Bases 1 to 2151 code for a protein of 716 amino acids. The transcript has 9 exons.